AUGCAGGAUCCAAACACCAACCGCGGCCAAAAUUCCAUACUCAACGAAGACGAGAUCGAAAAUAUCAUCAACCCAGGUAAUGCAGCCGGAGGUAGUGGCCAGAAAAGUUCACACCCCGUGGUUGAAGAUAUCGUUAAUCCCUCAUGGGACCCUACGAUAUCGAUGUCACCGGGCCAUUUGGAACAGCAAAACCAUGAUGUACCUGCACCUGGUCCGUUCUCGCCAUUCACAGCCCACGCCUUAUUAGCUGGGCCACAGGAGGAACAUCCAGGAGAUCUUACGAGACGAGAGCCCCCCGUAGGUUUUUACCAAGCUCCAACAAGUCCCGAAACGCUAUCUACUCCCAACAACGAGUCUUUGCUGUCAGAUUCCAUCCUCAUGCCUUAUAGAAAUCGGCUUUUGAAGCCUAGCACCAACCCCCAGUCCUCGUUGCACCCCAAGCAAAUACCUAGACGCAAACUCACGAGCGCCAAGACCAGACCGGCUUUUGUCAACAAACUAUGGUCUAUGGUGAAUGAUACAACUAAUCAGAAAUUGAUACACUGGUCGCCUGAUGGUAAAUCGUUUGUCAUCACCAAUCGCGAACGAUUUGUGCAUGAGAUUUUGCCUAAAUAUUUUAAGCAUUCGAACUUCGCAUCAUUUGUUCGGCAGCUAAACAUGUAUGGAUGGCAUAAAGUACAAGAUGUACGAUCGGGAUCAAUACAAGGGAAUUCUGACGAAAGGUGGCAAUUUGAGAAUGAAAAUUUCGUCCGGGAUAACGAAGAGUUACUCGAGAACAUUAUAAGACAGAAGCCAAGCACUACUAGCACAAAAGAAAUCUUAGUGGGUCAAAAUGGGGAAGAAAUGGAUAUUGGAAUACUCUUGAAUGAAUUAGAUACUGUGAAAUUCAAUCAAAUGGCCAUUGCAGAGGACUUGAAGCGUAUAUCAAAAGAUAACGAGUCCUUAUGGAAAGAAAACAUGAUGGCUCGCGAGAGACACCAGGCGCAACAACAGGCUUUGACUAAGAUUUUACAUCUGCUCGCUUCGAUUAUGGGUUCUAACACUCAGAAACUAUUAGGCAAUGACUUGGCCAACGAACUAGCUCAGACAAAUGCAAGCUUAAACGAUUUGCCGAAUGCGGGACGUGGAUAUUGGGAUUUUGGCAAUAUGAACGCUGCCGCGCGGCCCCGCUUACUGCUUAAGAACAGUUCAGGCGAUUUGACGAGUGAUGCAAGCCGCGUACGAGAGAGCGGUUCCAACAAUGACUACAACAUUGAUUCUCCAAUUCAAGAAAUCGACCGUCAGUCUAUAGAGAAUCCGCAAAGUGUUCCUUCGACCACUCUGGGCGGCAACGAUACUCGUGAUGGCAGUAGUAGCGGAAACGGGAAUGGCUAUGCCGGUCAUAACCGCGUAUCAGAAGUUCCGUUCGAUUCCAAUUCACCUGUCGAUAAUUCGUUUUUUAACGACUUGCAUUCCAACAUUAGGAAACAAGGCGAGUCGAUUCAAGAAUUGCAGGAUUGGAUUACAAAAAUAUCGCCAUCUCAAGAUGAUGUAGGAAGCCUCACACCCUCAGUACCCGACGCGCCGUCUCAAGCGCAACCUAAAGUUAUUUCUCAAGAGUCGCCAGCAAAUUUCGAUCUCCAAGACUACCUGGCAACGGCAGAUCCUUCAGGAUUUGCGCCACUAAUACAAGAAAUACCUCCUAAUCGUAAGGGAAAGCGACAAACGGAAAGUGACGUUGAGGAGAUCAAUCCGCUUGCUGCAAAGAAACAGAAAAACUGA
This is a messenger RNA of Lachancea nothofagi CBS 11611, 1761 nucleotides long. The record is from the annotation of a GenBank genome assembly. Lineage: Eukaryota; Fungi; Ascomycota; Saccharomycetes; Saccharomycetales; Saccharomycetaceae.